CUAAAAGAGGACCCACUCUUCACUGGUGAGCGUGCGCGUUUCAGGUCGCCUCCGUAGCUCGCGCAGCUCGUCGCAGAGGAGGAACAACUUCACUUUCAAUUUCGCUUCGCCAGAACUCUUUGAUAACACCGGGAAUGCUCGACUGAACGUUUCGGCUCACGUCGGAUUCCUUCACGUUUCGGUCAGUUACUAGAAGUGCGUCACCAUGUUGGAGGAAACGGGGCCAGAGUGGCUGUCCGAGGAGGUGAAAACCGGAACCACCAUCAUCGCCAUCGAGUUCGAUGGAGGGGUCGUGCUCGGCUCUGAUUCCAGAGUGUCUGCGGGGGCGUCGGUGGUGAACAGGGUGAUGAACAAGCUGUCUCCACUCCAUGACAAGAUCUACUGCGCUCUGUCGGGCUCUGCAGCCGACGCUCAGACCGUCGCUGAGAUAGUCAACUACCAGCUGGAUGUCCACAGUGUCGAGAUAGACGAGGACCCCCAGGUUCGCUCAGCAGCCACUCUGGUGAGGAACAUCUCGUACAAGUACAAGGAGGAGCUGUCGGCACAUCUCAUCGUGGCCGGCUGGGACAGAAGAGAUGGGGGACAGGUGUUUGCAACCCUGAGCGGUCUCCUGACGAGGCAGCCUUUUGCGGUCGGAGGCUCUGGCAGCUCCUAUGUCUAUGGGUUUGUUGAUGCGGAGUUUCGCAGGGGUAUGAGCAAGGAGGAGUGUCAGCAGUUUGUUGUGAACACUCUGUCUUUGGCAAUGAACCGCGAUGGCUCCAGCGGCGGUGUGGCCUUUAUUGUCUCCAUUGAUGAACACGGCACCGAGGAGAAAGUCGUUCUAGGAAAUGACUUACCCACCUUCUUUGAUCAGUGAUACUUGUAGUUUUUUAUUCCUCUCUAGUCUGCCGAACCACUGCUGUGCAGGAUGCAAUUAGGUAUUAGUUUUACUCACAGCCACUACAUACAUCUGGCUCUGCUCUCAGCUAAUUCAGCAUAUCAACCAAAAGAACACUAGAUAAGAAUACUUGUAGUCAAAAGUUUAAUUUAAGUAAAAUAAUUGCAUUGCUCUGUGAUACACAAAGAUAUUUCAUGUUUAAUAUCAGGCCAUUUGAAACCCUAACGCCAUUUGUGGCUCAUCAUUAAGAGACUUAAAUAUG
Cyclopterus lumpus (lumpfish) is the source of this 1139-nucleotide messenger RNA. RefSeq names its product proteasome 20S subunit beta 9a (gene psmb9a). The record is from RefSeq and is a predicted model, not a curated record. The transcript has 6 exons. Lineage: Eukaryota; Metazoa; Chordata; Actinopteri; Perciformes; Cyclopteridae. Gene Ontology annotation, cellular component: proteasome core complex. Gene Ontology annotation, molecular function: threonine-type endopeptidase activity. The coding region runs from base 206 to 856 and encodes 216 amino acids.